Rasamsonia emersonii CBS 393.64 is the source of this 945-nucleotide messenger RNA. RefSeq lists its product as uncharacterized. The record is from RefSeq and is a predicted model, not a curated record. Gene Ontology annotation, biological process: regulation of store-operated calcium entry. Bases 1 to 945 code for a protein of 314 amino acids. Lineage: Eukaryota; Fungi; Ascomycota; Eurotiomycetes; Eurotiales; Trichocomaceae. The transcript has a single exon. Gene Ontology annotation, cellular component: endoplasmic reticulum membrane.
AUGUACUUACCUUACACUGCAGCAUUUAUUCUCCUGCUCUCUUUCUUUUCGCCUGCGCUCUCCAUUGGGAGACCUCCGGGAAAGGAUGCGAUUCUGCUAUCCCAGGUCCAUUCUCUGACAUUGCACGCAGACCGUCUAACAACCGGACGGAGGACCUCCCCGAUCCCGCAACUGACCUGUACGGGUCCUUCCCAGAGAAUAUGCAAACUUUAUCCGAUUGAAACGAUGCGCUGCGUGAAUCAAGGCUACGAUUAUGAUGAGGAGGAUAUACAGUGGACCUGUACCGCUUCACUCCCGCCGGAGUUUAAGCUUGGAGCCACGGACGUGAUCUGCGAGGGAUAUCGGAGCCCAGAUGAUAAAUGGGUGCUCAAGGGAAGCUGCGGGGUAGAGUAUCGCCUACUUCUGACAGAGGAGGGCGAGAGGCGAUUCGGACACUUGCGUAAUGCAGACCGAUGGCGGAUCUUCGACACCGGGCUGUGGGAAACGCUCGCCAACAUCCUCUUCUUCGCCCUAUUUUUCGGCUGUGUCGCUUUCAUUUUAUCAACAUUCUGUGCAGAAUGGUUCCGCUGGUUCCGCUCCGGCCGUAAUAGACGAGGAAAUAAUGGUUGGGGAUGGGGAUGGGGAUGGGGCGGCGGCGGUGGAGGAGGUGAUGAUGAUCCACGAGGACCACCUCCCCCAUACGAUUACAACCCUGGAAGCCGAUUUAAACCACCGACUUUCGGCUCAUCGUGGACGCCAGGAUUCUGGACGGGAGCAUUGACUGGCGCCAUGGCUGGAUAUCAAAUGGGACGGAGAGGCCAAGAGCGGAACACCGUACGGGGCUGGAGGCCAGGUCCAUCCUUUCGGGGUAGUUUCUACGAUCCAGGUGAAGGUAGUUCAGGUGAACCACCGCGCUUCUCUUCAACCAGCCCCAGUACGGGAUUUGGUACUACGAGGCGGAGGUGA